Messenger RNA from Paramacrobiotus metropolitanus, 1156 nucleotides. Its product is annotated as homeobox protein goosecoid-like. Gene Ontology annotation, molecular function: DNA-binding transcription factor activity, RNA polymerase II-specific; RNA polymerase II transcription regulatory region sequence-specific DNA binding. The record is from RefSeq and is a predicted model, not a curated record. Bases 121 to 918 code for a protein of 265 amino acids. Gene Ontology annotation, biological process: regulation of transcription by RNA polymerase II. The transcript is spliced from 3 exons. Lineage: Eukaryota; Metazoa; Tardigrada; Eutardigrada; Parachela; Macrobiotidae.
GUGAGUACAGUAGAAAUCAGUUGUUAGUUCGACACCUUCGAGUAAUCGGGUCUAGCAGUUUUCCAACAAUUGUCGAAACAAUCAGCCUUAACCGUUUUUCUGGCCGGCCUCGCCGACAACAUGUCACUGAUGCCGAAUCUACCGGGAUUCUUACCGCAUCCCAUGCAUUAUUAUUUAUCCUCGUCGGAGCAGAUGAAACAGCAUUAUGCGACGGUGGGCAGCAAUCCCAAUCCGGUGUCCAUGUUCUCCAUAGAUAACAUACUGGCGCCACGACCUUUGAUGCCGGCACGUUCAUCCCCGUCGUAUUAUCCCCAUGGAUUACAUCCGGCAACGGCGUUUCAUCCGGCAGCAGCCAGCGCCGCGGUCGCCGCGCAUUCCGCCGACAUAAUGCAAGCAUACCAAGCCAUGUUUCCAAGCUAUUUCGCUGCUCAUAUGAAUUCAAUGCACGGAUUAAGUAAUGCCACGCAGAAUGGACAAAAGCGAAAGCGACGACAUCGGACAAUUUUUACCGAAGAACAGCUGGAGCAGUUAGAAGAAACAUUUAACAAAACCCAUUAUCCGGAUGUCUUAUUACGCGAAGAGCUGGCUAUGAAAGUUGACCUGAAGGAAGAACGCGUAGAGGUUUGGUUCAAAAAUCGACGAGCCAAAUGGCGCAAACAGAAACGCGAAAUCGAGCAAGAGCACGGACGGAAAACAGCCGCGGUAGCCGACGACGGUCUCUCCUCCAGUGCCGGCACCGUGCACACUACCAGCACGGCAUCCCUGGCGGAUGACCUUUCUAAUCCUAGCUUGUCCGACAGCGACGACGACGAUGCAGCAUCCUGUAAAUAUACCCCACGCCCUGAAGCCGAUCAUAGACGAUCCAGUGAGGUCAUUAAGAUGGAAAAAUGCCCAAAGAGAAUCAAAAAAGAGUUGUAGUGUGUCUUUGCAGAGUUGAAAAAUGGUCUUUGCAUCCAAAAGUUUUACAGAAAUAUUGCAGAUCUCAGUGCACAUUCUUAUUCUGUACUCUCAAGUUUAUAACUCUGUAUUUGUCCGAUGUUUUAUUUUGAAUAUCGCAUUCCUGUGUUGAUUUGUUCCGUUUCGUUAACCGACUUCAUCUUUGUAAUGUUACCAUGUUAUAAAUGUCGAUGUACAGCAAAAUUAUAUUAAAGCGGCU